AUGCUUGGAAGGGUCAGACUAUCAGCUAACAAGCUGCCAAAAUCUAAAUCACCAGUUAGACAGGCUCAAUACCAUGAUUUGAAUAUCACACCAAAAUCUAAGUCACCGGUACUCAGACUAGGCCCAGGUGGUAGAAGUUCUACUACCGGCCAUGUCGCUACUGUAUUCGGUUGUACAGGAUUUUUGGGUCGUUAUCUCGUGCAGAAGAUUGCUCGCACUGGUGCUCAAGUCGUCGUUCCAUACCGUGAUGAAAUGGAAAAGCGUCACCUUAAAGUUAUGGGCGAUCUUGGUCAAAUUGUACCAAUGGAAUGGGACGCUCGCAGACCGGAUCAAAUCGCUGAAUGCCUUAGACACUCGGAUGUUGUAUAUAACUUAGUUGGACGUGACCAUGAGACUAAGAACUUUAGCUACGAGGAUGUCCACACUAAGGUUGCUAGUGAUAUCGCUUCAAUUGCUACACAAGAGGGUAUUGAGAGACUUAUCCACGUCUCACAUUUCAACGCUGCUCACGAUUCUCCAUCUGCUUUCUAUAGAGCCAAACAAGCAGGUGAAGACCUCGUUAGAGAAAAUUUCGAUGGCGCUACUAUCGUUAGACCAAGCACUAUGUACGGACACGAGGACCGUUUCCUCCAACAAAUGGCUUUCUGGACUAUCGCAUACAAGCUCAACAACGGUCAAACACGUGUUAAGCCAGCCCACGUUUUGGAUGUUGCUGAGGCUCUUCACAAGAUGAUGACAUUGGAUCCAGGUAGCGGUGACACUUACUCACUCCCAGGUCCAAAGGAAUACACCUACAACGAGGCGAUCGAUGUUGUCUCAUCUUUGACACUCAAGGAACACAAGGCACCAAGCGUACCAAAGCCAAUAGCCAAGGCUGUUGCUCAGCUCAUGAAUAGACUGCUCUGGUGGCAAUCAAUAAGCGAGGACGAAGUUGAAAGACGUCAUUUGAACGAUUUAGCCGCUAUUCCAGAAGGACACAAGAGCUGGAAUGAUUUAGAUAUCAUCCCUGAUUACAUGGAGGAUGUUUCUAUUCCAUACGUUAGAAGAUAUCGUACGGCUACAACAUCAAACUUGCCAGUCGAGAGAGGUGGAAAGCCAUACAAGCCACCUGCAUCACAACCACAAACGAAUAUCUAA
Wallemia mellicola CBS 633.66 is the source of this 1137-nucleotide messenger RNA. Its product is annotated as NAD(P)-binding protein. The coding region runs from base 1 to 1137 and encodes 378 amino acids. The transcript is spliced from 7 exons. NCBI's taxonomy places the organism in Eukaryota, Fungi, Basidiomycota, Wallemiomycetes, Wallemiales, Wallemiaceae. The record is from RefSeq and is a predicted model, not a curated record. Gene Ontology annotation, molecular function: protein-containing complex binding. Gene Ontology annotation, cellular component: mitochondrion.